Messenger RNA from Blepharisma stoltei, 1730 nucleotides. The record is from the annotation of a GenBank genome assembly. NCBI's taxonomy places the organism in Eukaryota, Ciliophora, Heterotrichea, Heterotrichida, Blepharismidae.
AUGGUGAGAUACUUUUACGAAGAAGGAAGAGUCUGCGAACCUCAAACAGAUAUCAGAGAAAUAUUUUGGAAUAAAUUAAAAUUAGAUCAAGAUAUAUCUCAAAUGUCGUCUUGUAUAGAUCCAAAAAUUCAAGAAGCUAUUCUAAACCAAAUCGCUUCACUUCAAAAUUCUAUACAUUCAACCAAAGAAAAAUACACGAAAAAGGCUCAAAAUCUGAUUACUCUUAUAAAUCAGAAACUAAAUAAAGCAAUAGCGAAGCUCGACAUCCUUGAAAAAAAUUCAAAUAAACUGAUCAGAAAUAUACUAAUCUCGCAAGAUAAUUUAACAGAAAGCGAAAAUUUACUUGACUUUUCCAAAGCUGAAAUCGAGCAUGGGCUUGUUCACUAUGAGUCUCCAAGCAUAUCCAGCAAUGGGAUUUAUAUAGAAAUUUCAAACCUAUUUAAUGAAGAAAUUGGCACUACUCCUCUAGUUUUUAGCCUUAAUAAGUUUAAUGAGUCUUUUUCAAUUAAACUAAAAGAGGCCUUAGACAAAAACGACAUAAAGCGCUCUGAAAAAUUGCUUAACGAAUGAUGAGAAGUUCUGAACAAGUGGGAGCCAGACAAUUUAAUCAGAAAUAUGAACAUUCUUUAUCAGAGCGUAAAACCAUUCAAUAAUAAAAAUUUAUUAGAAAAAAUCGAGCCAUAUAUAAAUAUCAGCUUGACGUCAUCUGCGAGGUACGAUUUAGAAAGCCUCAGCGAGCUAUCUGAAAUUUAUGCCGAUUUAGGGCUUUAUAUCACAAGUCUCAUUUUAGAUCCUGAGGGCAAUUGCUUUUAUAUAAAAAAUUUAAAUUUUAAAUUAAGGAAAAAUCUGAAAAGUCAAUUUUCAAAUUGACAAAUAGGACAUAUAUAAUGACAUUUUUAAAUUGAUAUUUGACUUUUUGAAAUUUCAUUUUUUUUUUUGAAGGGCAUUUUCCUUGAAAAUCUAUAGGGGAGCAGGCGCUAUACUAUAAAUCCAAGAUGAGUUUUACAAAAGCAAUUGAGUAUCUCGAUAAGUUUCAAAAAACAAUAGAAAUCAUCCCUGGAAAAAUCAAUAGAAGAGUAUGGGCUUUAUUUGAGCUCGGAACACUGAGCCUUUCUAAGAAAAUCAAAUUCUUUGAUAAAGCUAUCUCAUAUUUAAAAGCUUCAGAGGAAUUAGGUGGGCUUAAUGCUAAUCCAGAAGGCUACAGGAAUUUGGGCAAAUUGUUUUCAAAUAGAGAAUUUUAUGAAUUUGCUUUAGGUUAUUACAAUAAAUAUUUAAGUUCGCAAGGAAGGAAAAAACAGAAAUAUUUAGCAAAUACUUAUAGAUGUAUAGGUAAUUGCUAUAUGAAAAUUGACUCGUCUGAUUUAGACAAAGCCAAAGAAGCAUAUGAUAAAGCUGAAAAUUUACUAGAAAAUGCUUUAAAUUUAGAAGAUGAAAAAGCUGAACUAAGUCUAGACUUAUCCCACUAUUAUGAGGCGAUUGAGAACUAUAGCUUAGCUUUAAAUUAUAUUUCUUAUACACAAAAAGUUUAUGAGGAAAAACGAAAUAAAAAUUUGAUGAAUCUUUAUUAUACCAUUGGGAAGCUUUAUCAUUUAAGCAAAGAAUGGGAAAACGCAAAAAAAUAUUAUGAUAAAUGCUUGAAAAAUAAAGAAAAACUGAAUGAACAGAUUCAGAAAUGGCUAAUUAUACAAGCACAUCAAGUUUAUACGAGGCUGGGUUUGAAGUUUAUAUAA